Leguminivora glycinivorella is the source of this 1988-nucleotide messenger RNA. RefSeq names its product venom carboxylesterase-6-like. The record is from RefSeq and is a predicted model, not a curated record. NCBI's taxonomy places the organism in Eukaryota, Metazoa, Arthropoda, Insecta, Lepidoptera, Tortricidae.
AUGUUAUUUCCCAUUAUAACUUUAGUAAAACUCAUUUUGUAUUUAAAUUUGUUCUCAUUGAGUUCUGAGGACAUUGUGAAUUUAAAAUCAGACGGAGUUGUGAUCAUUGGAAGAAAAUUAUUAACUUUGUUUGAGAAUAAGUCGUUUGCGGCGUUUUGGGGAAUUCCGUACGCCGAGCCUCCGGUCGGUCUACUGAGGUUUCAGCCACCCAAGCGUUUAAACCACCUGUCCGAAGGUAUGUAUGAUUACAGCGUUCCUUACGAAGAGACAUGCUCCACCUUGUGUGGUGAGGAUUGUCUAUAUCUCAAUGUGUACAUGCCGCUCUCUCCGAACAAUACGUGCAGCUUCCCCGUAAUUGUGUGGAUUGAAGAAACCUCUGGAUUCCAUCGACCCGACUUCUUUAUCAAUGAGAAUAUUGUAGUGGUCACUGUCUCUUAUCGGACACAUAUACUAGGGUUCUUGAAUACAGAAGACAGUUUUGCUCUAGGUAACAUGGGGGCCAAGGAUAUCCUAGCAGCCCUAAAGUGGGUGCGAGACAAUAUCAGUAUGUUUAAUGGUGAUCCCACAAAAGUAACCGUAAUUGGGCACGGGAAAGGGGCUACGUUGGUCGCGUCACUCUUAGUGUCGAGUGAAGCGGAGGAUUUGUAUAAAAGGGUCAUCAUUCAAAGUGGCAGCGCACUUUCACCCGCCGAUUACAGGAGUUAUAGCUUCGAGAUUGCAAACAAAUUGUACUGGAACUUAAAUGGGCCUUUUGACAAAUUGAACCGCUCAAAACUUUACGAACUACUCUCUAAAGCAUCUACCUGUGAGUUACUAUCAGCGUCGGAAGAUCUUUUCGAUAGUACUGAAGUUAGAGAUAAUCAGAGAUUGAUUAAUGCUUUUGGACCUACUGUUGAGAAAACGAAGAAACACGCAUUUUUACAUGAUCUUCCUGUAAACAUAUACAAAGCUCGUAUGACAAAUAACGACGCCGACAUAAUGAUGGGGUACACGAACUUGGAAUCCCUUUACAAAUUGAAAGGCUUAGCGAAGAAUCGGAAGCUACUGAAGUAUUUAAAUUACAAUUUCCAAUAUUUGGUGCCGUUCGAAGGAGCGGUAGAUGAAUACGGCUCUAAGAGAUACAGAAAGAUACUUAAGAAAAUAAUGGAGUUUUAUUUUUUGAACGGAACGAUCGGGGAGCAAAGUUUGCGACGGUACGCUAAAUACGUGUCAGACCAAGUUAUUUACCCGUUGAUUCGGCAAGCGAGAUUACACGCUCAAGUGUCGCGUGCCAAACUUUACUUGUACCGGUUCUCAUUCAGAGGUGAACUUAAUAGAGCUGGAUUUCAUGCGGGAAAUUUCAAUUUGUCUGGCGCGACGUUUGGGGAUGAAAUCUGCUACUUAUUCAGAUGUAAAUCGGCAAAUGACAUAUACAAUGGCGUCGAGGGUUUUACUGAAAAGGACUUCAUUAAGAAAAUCGCUAGACUAUGGUCGAAUUUCGCUAAAUACGGAAAUCCAACACCGGAUGCAGACGUUUCGAAGCUGAGAAACAUGCAAUGGGAACCAUUUGUCGACCAAUUUCCGCUUAGAGCGUUAAAUUUGGGACGCAAAAUCAAGAUGGUUGAUAUUCCUGAACAGAAAAGAAUUGAGUUUUGGGAUGAACUACGGAAAGAAUUUUAUCCCGAGAAAGAAUGGAAGGGUGAACUGUGAAAAUCAAUUAAGUAGUAAUCAGCACACCGAAACAGAUCAGCAAUCGAGAGAGUAACUUAUCCGAAAUGAGCCAUCAAGUUGGAUGACACCAGAUCUGUAGGUGCAGGUAAAUAUGCUGUCCCCAGAGUAAGUAAUUACUAUGGGGAUAGAAUUAUCAAACACUUACCUUAUUUACUCAACUCCUUACCUGCAGCUAUUAGAAUGGAGAAAAACAAAAAUAGGUUCAAAAGGGCUUUGUUCCAAUACUACAUAGACAAACUUUAGACGCCUUACUUGUUAACUACUUUUUACUUACCUUA